AUGGAGAAAGGGAAAAGGGAUGUGUACUCUCCAGACACAGUUCUUGAGGACUAUUUAACGAGAUUAGAAUCAGAAACAGACUCUUCAAAAGAGAACACUUCAGAAUUUGAAGCUUGCAGAGACCCAAAAUCUACUUCGGGAUGGGCUCGAUUUUUCAGAUUUUGGCGAAGUAGAUCAAAAAACUCUGUAGCCACCUUGCGCCCUCUUACUAUUAUGAAACUAUCUAGAAGAUUUAGCCGUAGUAUGAGAGAGGAAAUUGCAGUGGUGGUGCCAAAUCCAAUUGUAGAUGAAACUCACUUGACCUAUUUCAAGCCUCAUUGUAAAAUUUUCAGUCUCUUAGAACUCCAAAAAGCAACCAACAGUUUUAACCAUGAAAACUUGAUUGGAAAGGGUGGCUAUGCUGAAGUUUACAAAGGGUGUUUGAGAGAUGGGGGGCUUGUUGCGAUUAAACGUCUGACACGAGGAACACCCGAAGAGAAGAUAGGGGACUUCUUAUCCGAGCUUGGUAUUAUGGCCCAUGUUAACCAUCCAAAUACUGCUAAAUUACUCGGGUAUGGGGUCGAAGGAGGAAUGCACCUUGUUCUUGAGUUGUCUCCCCAUGGCAGUUUGGCUUCUCUGCUUCAUGGUUCGAAGAGGAUGAUCGAAUGGGAUGUUACGUAUAAAGUUGCACUAGGAACAGCUAAAGGUCUUUUGUAUCUUCAUGAGGGUUGUCAAAGGAGGAUCAUCCACAGAGAUAUCAAGGCUGCAAAUAUAUUGCUUACAGAGGACUUUGAGCCUCAGAUUUGUGAUUUUGGGCUUGCAAAAUGGCUGCCGGAGCAAUGGACUCACCACACUAUCUCAAAGUUUGAAGGCACCUUUGGCUAUCUUGCUCCGGAGUUCUUAAUGCAUGGUAUAGUGGAUGAAAAGACGGAUGUUUUCGCCUUUGGUGUGCUGCUGUUGGAACUCAUCAGUGGACGUCGAGCUCUUGAUUACUCACAGCAAAGCCUUGUUUUGUGGGCAAAACCCCUGCUUAAGAAGAACAGGAUCAGAGAGCUUGUUGAUCCUUCACUUGGUGAUAACUACGACUCACUACAGAUGAAGAUCGUUGUUUUGGCUGCCUCCUUAUGUGUUUUAGAGAUUCUAAAAGGUAAUCAUGGGAGCUUAGAAUUGGUGGAAAAUGGUAGGAAGCCAUCAUAUUGGAUAAGGUACUAUGAAGAGCUUUUUAAAGCACAAGAGAGCAACUUCACCAGGGACUUGAAUGUUCUUAAUCAGCAGAAACAGAUGGCUCAGGAAGUCUGA
Messenger RNA from Ilex paraguariensis (yerba mate), 1278 nucleotides. The record is from the annotation of a GenBank genome assembly. NCBI's taxonomy places the organism in Eukaryota, Viridiplantae, Streptophyta, Magnoliopsida, Aquifoliales, Aquifoliaceae.